AGUUGGAUUUGGAACGAAAGCAAAAUGGCUCGAGGACGCAAGAGCAAUAGCAUCAAACAGAGCGACUUCACUAACAGCACCAAACCUCAGGAUUUGCAGAGAAGACUUUUUGUCGGCAAUUUGCCCACAGACCACAUGACUCGAGAAGAAAUGGAAGAGAUAUUUUCAAAAUAUGGCACAAUCAGGGCCCUCAGCAUGUACCAUGGCUAUGGGUUCGUGCAGUAUGACCGUCUGGAGGACGUCCAGGCCGCUCUGGACGGUGAGAAGGGCCGCCUUUAUAAAGGGUAUAGAUUAGAUAUUAAAAAAGCAGUGGAAAGAAGAAAUAUGAAUAAGGCUUCAUCAAGGUCCAGUCCGACACGAAGGGAGCCGUACGCCUACGGGGAUGGCCGAGACGCCAGACGUGACCGCUCCCCGCUGCGGGGGAGCCCACGGAGAGACCCCAGGGAUGGCAGAAACGGGCGAGAUUCCAGAGACGCUCGAGACAUGCGAGCUAGAGACAUGCGCGACGCCAGAGACCACAGGGACCCGCGGGACCUGCGAGACCCCCGCGAUAUCAGGGAUCCCAGAGACCUGCGGGACCCUCGUGAUCUUAGAGACCUUCACGACCCACGAGAGCCGCUGUACGAGCGAUACAGGGACCCACGGGACAUGAGGAAUCCGCGGGACGUGAGGGAUCCGCGGGACAUGAGAGACCCUCGGGACCCUUUGUACAGGCGAGAUGAAGCUUACGACCGUUACCUUCGCAUGGAAGACUUCUAUCGGCGGAAGGAUGACUCCUGCUACGACCGCUACAAGGAGCCUUUUGACAGAGCACCAGUGAACUCGGAUGACCGCCUGAAGCGAGAGGAGCGGCGCCGGGAGGAGCUGUACCGUCAGUACUACGAGGAAAUCAAGAGACGCUUUGACGCAGAGAGACCUGUGGAUUGUUCUGUGAUAGUGGUGAAUAAACAGACCAAGGAGUACGCGGAGUCGGUGGGGCGGAAGGUGCGGGAUCUGGGCAUGGUGGUGGACCUGAUCUUCCUCAACACAGAGAUGUCGCUGACGCAGGCCCUGGACGACGUGAGCAGAGGAGGGUCCCCUUUCGCCAUCGUCAUCACCCAGCAGCACCAAGUUCACCGCUCCUGCACCGUUAACAUCAUGUUUGGCACCCCACAAG
Messenger RNA from Mesitornis unicolor (brown roatelo), 1156 nucleotides. It is a transcript of the gene NCOA5, whose product is annotated as nuclear receptor coactivator 5. The record is from RefSeq and is a predicted model, not a curated record. NCBI's taxonomy places the organism in Eukaryota, Metazoa, Chordata, Aves, Mesitornithiformes, Mesitornithidae. Gene Ontology annotation, cellular component: nucleoplasm. The annotation marks the transcript as partial. Gene Ontology annotation, biological process: regulation of signal transduction. The transcript has 7 exons. Gene Ontology annotation, molecular function: RNA binding.